This is a messenger RNA of Hyaloscypha bicolor E, 1100 nucleotides long. RefSeq lists its product as uncharacterized. Gene Ontology annotation, molecular function: oxidoreductase activity. The transcript has 2 exons. Lineage: Eukaryota; Fungi; Ascomycota; Leotiomycetes; Helotiales; Hyaloscyphaceae. The record is from RefSeq and is a predicted model, not a curated record. Bases 7 to 1026 code for a protein of 339 amino acids.
CUCGAAAUGCAAAUCCUAGGCAUUUCUUGCGGUUCCCCAAAUGGAAACAGCGAAAUCCUUCUUAAAACCGCCCUCCUCGCGGCGGCCUCCUCAUCCCCAACUGUCACCACUUCUUUAGUGUCCCUGCAGUCCCUCUCCCUCCCCACCCACGCGAUGCCCAACGACCUAGAACGCCCCUUGGGCCUUUCCUCCCCUUCUAUCUUAGCCUCAUCUCCAAUUCCGGACGACCGCCCUGCGCUUGUAGACGCUAUUCUUCUUGCCGAUGCCCUGAUUAUCUCUUGCCCCAUCUACACGCGCCAGCCUGCUGGCCUCCUAAAAGCCUUCACCGACACGGCACUUGGCCCCUUCGUCGACGCGGCGUUCGUUUCCCGUGCACUUAAGCAGCAGGCCACUGGCAUCGCUCGCUUCAAUGAUUACGUGAAGGACUAUGUGCCCGAUGAGAGGGUACUGAAGAACAGGGUUGUGGGCCUGAUUGCAGUAGGAGGAGCGACGUGCAAGGAGUGGGGAGCUCUUUCAUUGCCUGGGUUGCAGCAAUGUGUUUUCAGUUUACAUGCGAAAGUUGUGGACCAGGUGAUUGUGAGAGGAUGUCCAUUUCCAGGAAGUGUGUUGAUAGAAGGUGUGGGGGCUGUUGAGUUGGCUGAAAGGGUAGGGAGGAGUGUAGCGAGUCAGGUUGGAAAGGGGUACGAGGAGGCUGUGUAUCUUGGGGACGAGGGUAGUUGUCCUUACUGUCACUUGGAUCUUGUUGUAUUAGAAGGAAAAGGGGGGGAUGGGUGCGAAUGCUGUGCUUGUGGGGCAAAAGGGAAGUUGGAAGUUGAUUCCGAGGGCAGGAUUAAACCUGUUUUUGAAGUGGAGAGUAGCACGAGUGUGGUUACGUGGGAGGGAAAGGAAAACCAUAUGGCGGAGAUUGAGAAGGCGGGGAAGAUACUGAGGCCGAAGAUGGGGACUGUUAAGAGGAAGAAGGAGGAGUUCGAUAAGAUGGAGUUUGGGAAGAUUGAAUUUCCUAGUCAACGUGUGGAGGGGACAUGAUCUAAAUCUGCUGAUUUAGCCACGUAAGAUUAUUCUCUCUAAGCCAACUAGGUGGACCAAGAUGUGUCUAUUCG